AUGGACAAUAAUCGGUUGGGGCUGGGACGAGGAAACGAGACGGAUCGGCUGGCAUUGCUUUCCAUUAAAGCUCAAAUACACCAAGAUCCUGAUCGGCCGGUCAUGAGCUCGUGGAAUGAGUCCACUCAUUUUUGCAUGUGGUAUGGUGUCACCUGUAGCCGACGCCAUCUUCAGAGGGUCACUAAGUUGGACCUUGGCUCCCUGAAGUUGUCCGGGUCCAUAUCUCCUCACAUAGGAAACUUGAGCUUCCUAAGGGAUCUACGCCUCUAUAACAAUAGCCUCACCAACAAAAUUCCUCUAGAAAUUGGGCAGUUGCAGAGGUUGCGGAUAUUAGGACUACAAAACAACUCACUCAGCGGUCUUAUCCCUGCCAAUAUACACAAAUGCUUCAACCUCAUUAUUCUUGAUGUUAGUUACAACAUGCUGGUAGGUAACAUUCCUCCAGAAGUCAGUUCUUUGUCUAAGCUUAAGCAUCUACGUUUGACAGUUAAUAAUUUAACAGGAUACAUACCUCCUCCUUUAGGUAACCUUUCUAGUCUUGAAACAUUUGCUGCACGUGCGAAUAACUUGGUGGGCGGUAUUCCUAGUUCUCUAGGCCAACUGACAAAAUUAUCAUAUUUUGCAUUAGAGUCAAAUAGGUUGUCUGGUACCAUCCCUCCCUCCAUCUAUAACAUCUCUAGUCUCCUUACUUUUGCCAUAGCAAUCAACCAGUUUCAAGGGGGCAUGUCCCCAUCCUUAUUCAGAAACCUCCCGAAUCUCCAAAUUUUUAGCAUUUACCUUAAUCAGUUUACCGGAUCACUUCCUCUCUCAAUAAGCAAUGCUACUAAUUUGGAGAUUUUGCAAGUUAGUGAUAACAAAUUAACAGGGCAAGUGCCGAAUUCACAAAAGCUUCGUAACCUUAGGAGGUUAAACAUUGCUCGUAAUCAUCUCGGAAGUGGCGGUGAUGGGGACUCAAGAUUUAUAUCAGACUUGACCAAUGCCACGAAGUUGGACCGGCUGCAAAUAGGAUACAACAACUUCGGAGGGACGUUGCCCGCAUCAAUAUCUAAUCUCUCAACCCUUUCAAAACUACAUGUCUAUAGCAACCAAUUACACGGAAGCAUCCCUGCAGGGAUAGGGAAUCUGGUCAACAUGCAAAAAGUGUAUUUGGGUGAUAACAUGUUCACAGGUAACAUUCCCACUGACAUCGGAAAGCUUUCAGGUCUUGGGAUAUUGAGAUUUGAUAACAACAGAUUAUCCGGGAGCCUCCCAUCCUCUCUAGGAAAUUUGACAACGUUAGUUCGACUCGAAUUGCAAAGAAAUACUUUUAGUGGCACCAUUCCUGCAAGCCUUGGGGAAUGCCAUUCGUUGCUGUGGUUGGAUCUUUCUGGCAAUUACUUUACUGGCGAGAUUCCUCCACAAGUUAUUGGGCUUCAAUCCUUAUCAAUAUAUUUGUACUUGUCCGAAAAUCGUCUCAGUGGUUCUCUUCCCUUGGAGGUAGGAAAGUUGACAAAUCUAGGUCAUUUUGAUGUCUCUUACAAUAAGUUAUCAGGAAAUCUUCCUAGCAGCCUUGGUAGUUGCCAGAGUUUAGAGGUCCUGCUCUUGCAAGGAAACUUCUUUGACGGCCCCCUUCCUUCCGCUAUGGCCUCCUUGAGAGGGAUUCAAGAGUUAGACUUUUCACACAACAAUCUUUCCGGCUUGAUUCCUGAAUUCCUGGCGGGGUUAGGAGGCUUGAAACAACUUAACUUGUCUUUCAAUAACUUUUGGGGUGAAGUGCCAGUUAAAGGUGUCUUUAACAAUGCAAGUGCCACUUCAGUUGUCGGUAACACUAGGCUUUGCGGAGGCAUUUUUGAUCUCCACCUUCCAAAGUGCAAGUCUAAGCAAUCAUGGUCUCGUAACUUGAAACUGACAAUCUCAUUAGUCUCCGCAGUCACUGUUCUUGGAGUAGCUAUGCUGUUGACAUUUCUCUUUCUUUGUUUCUUGAAAAAGAGAAGCAAAGAAACUCCAUCAAGCACAUUGGCGAACUUUGUUUUACAAGUGUCGUUUAGUGCUCUCUUGAAAGCUACUGAUGGCUUCUCUACAUCAAAUUUGAUUGGUGCUGGUAGUUUUGGUUCUGUAUACAAAGGAAUUCUCGGCGAAGAUGGAGCUCAGCUUGUUGCUGUGAAGGUGUUUAACAUGUUACGCCAAGGAGCAUCCAAGAGUUUUCUGGCAGAAUGUGAGGCACUCAGAAAUACCAAACAUCGCAAUCUAGUCCCGAUUAUAACUGCAUGUUCUAGUGUGGACUUUCAUGGAAAUGAUUUCAAGGCUUUGGUUUAUAAGUUCAUGGAGAAUGGGAGCUUAGAAGAGUGGCUGCAUCAUCCAACUACAGGGACAGAAGAAGCACCAAAGAACUUAAGUCUUGUUCAGAGGCUAGACAUUGCCAUUGACGUUGCUUAUGCAGUGGAUUAUCUUCAUAAUCAUUGCGAAACACCAAUGGUUCAUUGUGAUCUCAAGCCGAGCAAUGUUCUUUUGGACAAUGACUUUAUUGGACAUGUUGGUGACUUAGGAUUAGCUAGAAUCCUCUCAAGACUAGCCGAUAACGUUUCAGCUAAUCAAUCAAGUUUCUUUGGAAUAAGAGGGACUGUUGGUUACGCUGCUCCAGGUAGGUAG
Fragaria vesca subsp. vesca is the source of this 2628-nucleotide messenger RNA. RefSeq names its product probable LRR receptor-like serine/threonine-protein kinase At3g47570-like. Lineage: Eukaryota; Viridiplantae; Streptophyta; Magnoliopsida; Rosales; Rosaceae. The transcript is spliced from 2 exons. The record is from RefSeq and is a predicted model, not a curated record. Bases 1 to 2628 code for a protein of 875 amino acids.